AUGUCACCAAAAUUAUGCAUUUGGAUAUUAUUACAAAUUAUUAUACUCAAUGGAUAUGCUGAUAAAACAGCGGAAGAAAAAACGAUUGAUAAAAUACUUUUGAAUGCAUUCAAUGAUGCACGACAAAAUAUCGAUGAACUUAAACAAUUUUAUGAUGAAUCAAUUCUAACACAAAAUGUAAUGGAACAAAUACAAAUACCAUUUAAAAUAUGGAAUUUGUAUACAACAAAUCAAUUAAAUGCUCAAAAAUUAUCACAUGCUGCACUUCUCUCAAUUUCUGCUACUAAAAAAUUAAAAAAUGAUGGCAUUAAAAUAGAUAAUAAUUUACCAAUUAUUUUAAAAUAUAUUAAUGAGUACUGUCCAUUAAAUGAAAUUAAAUGUACCAUUAGUAAAUAUCGCACCAUUGAUGGUACCUGCAAUAAUAUUAUUCAUUCAAAUUGGGGCGCUAUUGGCAUGCCAAUGCAACGUAUCAUUGAACCAUUUUAUGCUAAUGGAAUUGAUGAAUUGCGUAGAUCAAUUAUUGACAACAAUGAAUUACCAAAUGUUUUACAUUUAUCAAAUUUAUUUUUCAUGAUGAAUCAUUCAACAGCAUUAAAUAUAAAUAUGCUAAAUGCGCUUUGGGCGCAUUUUAUUUACACUGAUUUAGUACAUACCAGUAGUCUUCAAUUAUUAACAGAUGAAGUGGAAAUUUUAUUACCAUGUUGUGGAACAAAAUUUAAGCAACAUUCAGAAUGCAAACCAAUUAUGGUACCAAAAAAUGAUCCUAACUAUAGUAAUUUACCUGAUUGUUUACCAUAUACACGUACCGCUCCAGCACCACAUCCUAAUUGUAAAUUAGGUUCACGUGAACAAGCUAAUCAGGUUACGAGCUUUCUUGACGCUAGCAUUAUUUAUGGUACUACCAUACAACAAGCACGUGCUAUACGAACAUUUAAAAAUGGUCAUCUAUUAACAAAUUUAAAUUUAAUGAAUUCGAAUAUUCCACCAACAAUUAGCACAUUUUGUAAUUUAUUACAAAUAACAAUUGCUAAUUGUGAUUUAACAAAUAAAUAUUAUUCAUUGAAUUCAAAUCAUUUAAAUUUCUUACAAUCUAUUACCAUUCUUCGUAAUAUUUGGUUACGUCAACAUAAUCGAAUUGCUACUAAUUUAAAGAUUAUAAAUUCACAUUGGUCCGAUGAACAAUUGUAUGAAGAAAGUCGACGAAUUGUAAUUGCUCAAUUACAACAUAUUACUUUUAAUGAAUUUUUACCAAAUUUAAUUGGCAAAAAAAAUUGGUUAAAAUUUAAUUUACAAUCAGAAAGAAUUGGAUAUAGUAAUAAUUAUAAUGAUAAUAUUGAUUCAACUAUUAUCAAUACAUAUGCUACUACUGCUGGACAAUUCUUUGUCACAAUGUUUGGCAAAUAUUUUCAAUGGCAUAAAAAUGAUGGCAUUAAAAUACUUGAACGAUCAUUAAAUGAAUAUUUUAAUGAUCCCGAAUUACUUUUUUCAAAAGAUCAAACUAGAGAUUUACUAAGGUACUUAUUACGUGAACCAAUUAAUGAUUCACUAACGUAUACAAAUGAUAAAUUUUAUAAUAAUUUUUUUAAAAGAAACAAAAAUUUGGCAUCUGAAAUUAUUGCAUUAAUUUUACAAAUGGGUCGUGAUCAUGGCAUACCACCAUAUACUGUAUGGCGAGAAUAUUGUGAUGGUAGUAAGAUUCAAUCAUUUGAUGAUUUAAUGGAUGAUUUAAUCGAUGGAACAGAAAUGAUAAAAGAAUUAUCAAAAUUAUAUAAAACAGUGGAUGAUAUGGAUUUAUUUUUGCUUGGUUUAAUUGAAAAACCAUUAAAUGAUUCAAUUGUUGGACCAACAUUUAGUUGUAUUAUUUCAUUACAAUUUCAAAAGACAAAAACUGGUGAUCGCUACUGGUAUGAGAAUAAUUUUGAAGAAAUACGUUUUACUGAUGAACAAUUGAUGGAAAUUCGAAAAAUAACAAUGGCAAAAAUAUUUUGUAACAAUGUGAAAUCAUUUGAUAAAAUUCAAUCAAAAGUAUUUGAAUUAGAGAAUAACUAUGACAAUUAUCCAAUUUACUGCAAUGAAACAGUACACGCAGAUACGAAUAUUGCUAAAUGGCUUGAUAAAUCAAAUUAUAAAUUAAAUUUACCAUUAACAGAGGAAAAUAUUGAGAAAGCAAUAGAAAUUGCUAUAGAAGGCGUUAAGCAACGUCAAAAACGUGAACGACGUAAUAUACGAAAAAAUCAAGAUUUAUUUAAAUCUGAUGAUCCAUUACUAUCAUUUUUAGAUCAAGAUUUGUUUAAAUUUGAUGACCUAUUAUCAUCAUUUUUAGAUCAAGAUUUGUUUAAAUCUGAUGACCUAUUACCAUCAUUUUUAGAUCAAGAUUUGUUUAAAUCUGAUGACCUAUUACCAUCAUUUUUAGAUCAAGAUUUAUUUAAAUCUGAUGACCUAUUACCAUCAUUUUUAGAUCAAGAUUUGUUCAAAUCUGAUGAUCCAUUACUAUCAUUUUUAGAUCAGGAUUUGUUUAAAUCUGAUGACCUAUUACCAUCAUUUUUAGAUCAAGAUUUGUUCAAAUCUGGUGAUCCAUUACUAUCAUAUGGUAAAAUGAUGAGAGCAAAGAAUGAAGCAAUUGCAAUUUCUCGAGUAUCUGAUGUUUUCUUACAAGCUACCAAAAAUAUUUUAUCUAACAUUGGAACAGAAAAUAAUAAAGAAUUGCUAGGAGAAGUGAAUGAUAUUAAUGAAAUGCAAAAUUUAUUACAACAAAUCGACGUCAGCUCAUUUAUUAGCAGAAUUGAACCAUUUCUUGGACGCGGUGGUUCGGUGGAAAAAUGUUUACCUCGAAAUUUACCAUGCGAUGAUGUGACACGGUAUAGGACAAUGUCCGGUUGGUGUAACAAUCUUCAAAAUCCUCGUUUUGCUAAUGCAUUUGGUCCAUUAAUUCAUCUUCUACCACCAGCAUAUGACGAUGGAAUCGAUAUGCCACGAUCAAAAUCGAUCACUGGUGAUUUACUACCAUCAGCUCGUGUAAUUUCAAAUGCAAUACAUUUUGAUUUACCAAUUACUUAUCAAAAUUAUAGUCAUAUGAUUAUGCAAUUUGGACAAAUUCUCGAUCAUGAAUUAACACAUUCACCUAUCGAACAUGGUCCAGAUAAUGAAAUAUUGAAUUGUACGCGUUGUGAUUCAAAUGAAAUUCUCUCAAUGCAUUGUAUGCCAUUGCCAAUACCAUUAAAUGAUCCAUUUUUUCCAAUUUAUGAUGAAAAUGGUAAACGACGUUGUUUACCAUUCACUCGGUCACUUCUUGGACAAUUAAAUCUUGGCUAUCGUAAUCAAAUUAAUCAGUUAACAGCAUAUUUGGAUGGUUCAGCGAUUUAUGGUUCCACGGAAUGUGAAAUGAAAGAAUUGCGCACUUUUAUUGGUGGUCGGCUCAAUAGCACAAAUCUUGGCAUAUUCAAUCCAGAAGCAUUACCACAAGGUGAUCAGGAGCAGGAUUGUCGUUCCAAACCGGAUUUCAUGUGUUUUGUUGCCGGUGAUGAACGGAAUAGUCAUCAACCGGGUCUAACAUCAAUGCAUAAUAUAUUUUUACGUGAGCAUAAUCGAAUUGCUCGAAAAUUAGAAGAAAUGAAUCCAUUUUGGAAUGAUGAACGAAUUUUUCAAGAAACAAGGCGAAUUGUAGGCGCGGAAUUUGCACAUAUAACUUACAAUGAUUAUUUACCAUUAUUACUUGGAAAUCGAUUAAUGCAUAAAUAUGAUUUAAACACUCAUAAAAUUGGUUACUAUCAUGGUUAUAAUGAUCAAUGUGAUGCAUCAAUAUCACAUCCAUUUGCAACAUCUGCAUUUCGUUUUGGUCAUACUUUAGUUCGUCGAUUUUUUCCACGUUUUAAUGCAUUUUAUAAAAAUUUCACAGAACCAAUUGAUUUAGUUGAAAAUUUUAAUUCUGUUGAAGCAAUUUAUGAUGGUAAACGAGGAAGCAUUGAUUCACUAAUUAUUGGCUUACUUGGUGCACCAUCAAUGGCAUUUGAUAGACAUAUUACCACUGCAUUACGGAAUCAUUUAUUCGGCCGACGUGGUGAACCGUUUUCCGGAAUGGAUCUUAUUAGUUUAAAUAUUUUACGUGCACGUGAUCAUGGCGUACAACCUUAUAAUGCUUUUCGUGAAUUAUGCGGUAUUGGUAAAGCAAAAGAUUUCGAUGAUUUAUUAAAUGAAAUGGAUGAAUCAGCAGUUAUAGCUUUAAAAAAUUUAUACAAAACAGUUGAUGAUAUUGACUUGUUUCCUGGAUUACUUUGUGAAAAACCUAUGGAAGAUGCACUUUUACCACCAACAAUGGCAUGCAUUAUAGCAGAACAAUUUCAACGUUUAAAAAAAUGUGAUCGAUUUUAUUAUGAAAAUGAUUUGCAUGCAAUACGUUUUUCACCAAGGCAACUUAAUGAAAUUAGAAAAGUUACGCUAAGUUCACUUUUAUGCGCAAAUAGUCGAAUGCUACGAAAUAUACAGCCAAAUGUGUUUUUAUUGCCUGAUCAAUUCUUGAAUGCGCCAAUUUCAUGUGCGCAUUUUGAGCAUAUCAAUUUAGAACAAUGGAUCGAUCGACCUCGUUGUUAUGUUGGCAAUAUAAUAAUAGCACCUGAUGAAAUCAAACGUAUUUCACCUUGUCAAUCUUGUACAUGUACCGAUAAUGGAUCUCAAUGUGAUACGAUAACAAUUAGAAAUUGCAUAGCAUUGUUCAGUCAAUAUCCUUUUGAUGAAAUUAUGAAGGAUACGGCAUGUAUCGUACAAUGUGCUCACCUAAUCCGUGAACCAAAAUAA
Brugia pahangi is the source of this 4791-nucleotide messenger RNA. The record is from the annotation of a GenBank genome assembly. NCBI's taxonomy places the organism in Eukaryota, Metazoa, Nematoda, Chromadorea, Rhabditida, Onchocercidae.